AAAAAAAGAACAAAAGUGAAAAGACAAAGUAACUUGGUCGCCCGAAGAGUGAGCGGUCGCCAGCAUUUCCGUCGCCAACCGAUUGCCGCUGCAUCUGAUGAUGCCCGGAAUGCCUGCUCAACUGUCUCCCGACUCUGCUUCGUCUGCCUUGUCCAGCUCGCCGGUCCGCGCAGCUGGUUCUUUCGCGAACACCCCCUUCAGCAAUGUCUCCCGUCCAUCGUCACAACCUCCCAACUGGUCGCCUUCCGCUACCCGUCAAGACAUGACGCCCCCCGAGGGUGACGGGCCCCCGCCGGGCGCAUCCGCCUCGUUCGUCGCAGACCCAAGGACUGGUCUGGACAUGACCUUGAUGGCGGUUCCGCAAUUUCCCAACGCCCCUCGCGACGCCGCCCCGGUCGCGGUGACGGCGAUCGUCAACGCAGUGAUGGAGCCGGAAGGAUUCGCCCGCUACAGUCAUGCUGCCGACCCAUCGACGCCCCGGCUCACCUCGUCAUCUCCGUCGAGAGAGUGGUAUGAUACCGACUCGGAAUUGACUGACUCGGAAAUGACCGACGUGCUCUCGGACGUCGGGGGCGUCCCGCUGGGGCCAUACUUGAGUGCAUACAACGAGGAGGUUCCGGGCCCAGUAUACGCGCACGGGAUAUCCUCGAGCAUCUCGGAGAUGACCGAUGACGAUGAGGAUGAGGAUGAGGCGGCCGACUUGAUCAUCGACUACGAUUCGUCCGUCGUGGAGACGCGACCGACGACCCUGUCCGAGUUGGAUCACGAUCCCGACGACACUUACAAGUUCUACAUGGAUGAUGGCGGAGAGGAAUCUGACUACGAGGAUCCUGAGGCGCGGGCCCGCCGCAGUACUGCCGCCUUAUCGGAAGUCGAUUUCGAUGAGUUCUAUCAGGGACUGGACUCUGGGUACGUGCCGCAGUCUUCGGAGAUGGUUCCCGGCGCCGCCGCCGCCGCCGCCGCCCACGAUGACCACAGCGCUUCCGUGUCCGAGGGAGAUGAGGCCAGCGGCGUUGACGCACCGAAUGAGCAACAUGUUACAGACCCGGCUGGUGGGACAGUCAAAGAACGGAACUUGACCAUCGAUCAAUUUCUCGGGCAAUGGUGCCGCCAUUCAUACGCGCCCUCAAUGCCCUACCCCUCACGUGGGCUUACUCCGAUCUCUCGCGUCGCUCUCGAUAGUCUGCUGGUGUGGACGCCGCCGGCCAAGAUUGUGCGGCCGGCCGGGUAUCGAUGGGACUUUUUUGAUAUCCAGCAGAUUCCGUGGAAGGAGGUGUUGCAGGUCAAACGGUCUUAUGCGCGGGAGUUGCGAGAUCACUCGUACACCUCCUACCAUAACUUGGAGUACUCGCGCCAACGGCCGGGAGCGAGAUUGCCACAGGAUGAAACCUUUUUUCGCGAGAAGGCCAUGUACACGGGCCACAAGGCGAGCAUCGAGCAUUUCCAGCUGCGCAACCUCAUGUCCGCGGCGGCCUACCAUACGGUCCACUUUGCGCACGAAUCGAAGAUCUACUCGUGGGUCCCGGUGUACGAUGAGCUGCGGUGCCUGAUCGAUCUGUCCAAGCCGACGGUGGAGUCCGGACUGCAGGCCCCGGUGAAGAUCUCGACGAUGAAGUCGGCGCAUGACAUCACGAUCGCGGGAGGGUUCGCCGGCGAGUACGCUUUACGCGCGCUGGGCACAGCCGGGUCAGGGAUCGCGGGGUAUGUGACGCAAGAUCCGAACGGCAUCACGAACCACAUCGACGUGGUGCCGAGUCGCAGCAGUCGAUCGCCGCUGGGGAUCUUCGCGUCGAACGACCGCCAUCUUCGGGUGCUGGACUGCGAGACGAACACGUUCCUCGCCGACUACGAGCUCUCGCGCGCGGUGAACUGCACGGCGACGGCGCCGGACGGGCGUCUCCGGGUGGUGAUUGGCGACUCGCCGGAUGCGUGGGUGGUGGAGGCGGACAGCGGGCGGCCGGUGCAUCCGCUGCGGGGCCAUCGCGACUUUGGGUUUGCGUGCGCGUGGUCGCCGGACAUGCGGCACAUUGCGACGAGCAACCAGGACAAGACGGCGAUCAUCUGGGACGUGCGCAUGUGGCGCAUGCUGCAGAAGAUCGAAUCCGAUGUGGCCGGGUACCGCUCGGUGCGGUUCUCCCCCGUGGGCGGGGGGUCGCGGACGCUGCUGCUGUGCGAGCCGGCGGACCGGGUCACGAUUGUGAAUGCGCAGACGUACCAGGGCCGGCAGGUGCACGACUUCUUCGGGGAGAUUGGCGGGGCGGACUACUCACCGGACGGCAGUACGAUCUGGGUGGCCAACACGGACGAGCACUUUGGGGGGUUCAUGGAGUACGAGCGGCGACAAUGGGGGCAACGGUAUGGACCGCAGGGGCUGCCGAACGAGUGGACGCGGGAAGCGGAGUUGGAUGAGGACGAGCGGUGCCUGUUGAGGGAGCGUGAGCGACAGCAGCGGGUGCUGUGGAAUCUGGGGGAUGAGGAGCAUGAAGCGUUGAUCUUGUAGUUAUACGGAGAGUGUAGUGGGGGUGUGUUUGGGGGGGUUGCAUUAGCGAGAUACCAGUAGACUGUACAUUGUCUACAUUUGCGUCUAUAUUACGACUGAUGAUUUGCCUGAUGAGCCAGAUGAGUGUUUAACAGGUAACAGUUGACAGUUAA
Aspergillus saccharolyticus JOP 1030-1 is the source of this 2652-nucleotide messenger RNA. Its product is annotated as WD40 repeat domain-containing protein. The record is from RefSeq and is a predicted model, not a curated record. Lineage: Eukaryota; Fungi; Ascomycota; Eurotiomycetes; Eurotiales; Aspergillaceae. The transcript is spliced from 3 exons. Gene Ontology annotation, molecular function: protein binding. The coding region runs from base 110 to 2500 and encodes 796 amino acids.